AUGAAUUGUAAAUUAGUUUUGACAGUUCAAGUAAUUUUUACAAAUUGGACGUCUAUAAAGUAUAAAGUGUAUUAAGGUUUUGGAAUAGUUGAAAUUGCGUUUUCUUGUAUAAACCUAAUAAAACAAUUAAAAUGACGACUAAACAUAUGUUCAAUAAAAUGUUAUUAUGCAUUGGAUUUAUAAGUUUAGCCCAUGCAGCUUUUUCUGCAGCGCACCAUCGCACCUACUUGCGCCUUACAGAAAAGGAUUGGGACAAUUUACCUUUAGAUAUUAUAAUACAAACCGUCUUCAGCUUAAUCAUUGUGAUUUAUAAUCUCAUACAAGUUGCUGGUAAUUUUAAGGAAAUACGUGCCACCGUUGAUAUGCAGGAGAAGUCAUGGGAUACACUGACAAAUUUUCCCUCCUUAUACAUGUUCAAUCAUCGUGGCAAGGCAUUAAAUCCAAAUUACAAUGCACCAUCUACGUCCGCAGCUAAUAAGAGUAUCCUGAAUGUGGACUCCUAGAUAAUAAUAUGGCUGUGAAUUAAGUUAAACUUAACUAGUUUCGUUUUCGUAAAAUUGGUUUUUAUAAAACUGAAGCCAAAUUUAACAAAACCUUUAAUAUUUUGUUUUAUGAUAUUUAAA
This is a messenger RNA of Teleopsis dalmanni, 623 nucleotides long. RefSeq names its product membrane magnesium transporter 1 (gene EMC5). Lineage: Eukaryota; Metazoa; Arthropoda; Insecta; Diptera; Diopsidae. Bases 132 to 503 code for a protein of 123 amino acids. The transcript is spliced from 3 exons. The record is from RefSeq and is a predicted model, not a curated record. Gene Ontology annotation, cellular component: plasma membrane; early endosome; EMC complex.